Messenger RNA from Rotaria sp. Silwood1, 468 nucleotides. Lineage: Eukaryota; Metazoa; Rotifera; Eurotatoria; Philodinida; Philodinidae. The record is from the annotation of a GenBank genome assembly.
AUGGUUGAUAAACACGUAACCGGUUUUGAUCCAUAUUCAGGAACAAUUACAGAUGAUGAAAUAAAUACACUAGCCUAUGAACGUGUUUUUAUAUUAGCAACAGCUCUUCGACAUGGUUAUACAAUUGAACGUUUGUUGCAAUUAAUAAAAAUUGAUCGAUGGUUUCUUUAUAAAUUUGCACGAAUUAUUCAAUUUAUUGUUAAUCAUUCGGAUUCAUCCAUUAUUCAAGAUCAAUCACUUUUACUUGAAGCAAAACGUUUAGGUUUUUCUGAUAAACAAUUUGGUAUUCGACCAUUUACUAAUAUAACAUAUAAUAUUGCUGGUAUUCCAUGUCCAUCAUUUCCAAAACAACAAGCACCAAUAGGUUCUUCAUAUCCAAAUGUUCAAUUAACAUUUUGUUAUGGAACUCCAUAUAUGACUUCAACUUAUCUCCUACCAAUAGUUACAAAUGGUUUUAAUGAUAAUUGA